CUCCCGCGGGAACCCGGGACUAAGAGCCGGGCCUCGCCCCGCGGGGUGGCAGGCCUGGGCGUGUUUCUGAGCGGCGGCACCAUGAAGCGUGUGGGGACUCUGCGCCUGCUCUCGGAGCUAAGCAACUUCAGCGGCGCGGCCCGGCUCCGGGAGUUGCUGGCCGCCGACGCAACCGUCCGAGUCCGUUGCAGCCCGGACGGCCGCCACCUGCUGUUGCUGCGACCCCCGGGGGCGCCGGCCCCGCAGCUAUUGGUUGCGGUGCGUGGACCCGGCACGGAGCUGGAACGUGCCUGGCCCGCUGGCCAGCCCUCACCAAUAGACGCCUUCUUCCUGCAGUGGCCGUCUCGACCAGCGCUGGUUCUGGUGUGGGAGAGUGGCCUAGCCGAGGUGUGGAGCGCCGGGGUGGGCCCUGGCUGGCGGCUGUUGCAGAGCACUGAGCUGUGUCCCAGCGGUGGAGCCCGUGUGGUGGCCGUGGCGGCGCCCAGGGGCCGCCUGGUGUGGUGUGAGGAGCGUGAGGCCGGUGCUAAGGGAGGGGUAGAACCUCCCCCAGUGGCUUUCAGCCACUCUGUGUGUGUCCGCACCCUGGAACCCAGCGGGGAGGCUGGCACCAAUCUGGGCCGCACGCAUGUCCUGCUGAACCACUGCCCGCCUUUUGGGCUGCUGGCCUCCCGCAAGGACCUCUUCCUGGUGCCCACUGCCACCACCUGGCCUGGCGUGGGCCACGUUCUACUCAUCUGGAGGCCAGGCAAGGGCACUGUGGUGGUAGCUGCCCCAUGUCUUGGCCUCUCCCACAGUAAAAGCUUGAAUCCUGGACGAGGGGACACAUGGGACUUCAGGACCCUGCUCCGAGGCCUUCCUGGGCUGCUGUCCCCCAGGCAGUCACUGACUGUACAUACCUGGGCCCCAGCUCCCCAGGGCCUGCUAUGGCUUGACUUCAGCGGCGCCGUGAGCCUGGUGCAGCCACACGGUGGUACCCGGGCUGUUGGCACCCUGCAGGAGGCACCUACUGGCCUGGCAGGAUCUGCAGCACUGGGCACAUUUCAAGGCACUGUGGCGUGUGCACUGGGCUCCACAUUGGAACUGCUGGACAUGGGCAGCGGGCAGCUGCUGGAGAGGAAGAUCCUAAGUACAGACCGAGUAUAUUUGCUGGAACCCCCAGCCCCUGGCAUGGAGGAUGAGGAAGAGCUGGAGACCCGAGGUGGUCUUCGUUUGCUUUCAGCCUUGGGUCUCUUUCGAGUAAGGGAAGCCCCACAGGGGCUUGAGCUGCCUUCGGCUGAAGGUCUGGUGUUUGAGGAAGCCUGUGAGUACUACCAGCGGCGGAGCCUGCGGGGUGCCCAGCUCACCCCAGAGGAGCUGAGACACAGUAGCACAUUCCGGGCACCUCAGGCCCUGGCCUCCAUCCUCCAGGGCCACGUGUCCCCAUCUACACUGUUGACCACACUGAGGGCUGAGCUUCGGGAUUACCGGGGCUUGGAGCAGCUCAAAGCCCAGCUGGUGGCUGGGGAUGAGGAGGAGGCUGGCUGGACUGAGCUAGCAGAGCACGAAGUGGCACGGCUGCUGAAGACUGAGCUGGUGGGAGACCAGUUGGCCCAACUCAACACCAUUUUCCAAGCCCUCCCUACAGCGGCCUGGGGUGCCAUCCUUAGGGCCCUGCAGCUCCAGCCAGAUGAGAAUGGCAGGCUGAGGUCCCAAGCUCCCCCUGAUGUGUGGAAGAAAGUACUAGGGGGUACAGCAGCUGGGAAGGAACCACCCAAUGGGAUACUACCCCUGUUUGAACUCCUGUGCCAAUGCCUGUGCCGGCUGGAGCCGCAGUGGCUCCCACCUUUUGUGGAACUGGCACAGCAGCAGGGCGGGCCUGGCUGGGGGGCAGGAGGCCCAGGGCUGCCCCUCUACCGCCGAGCCCUGGCAGUGCUAGGUGAGGAGGGGACUCGGCCAGAGGCACUGGAGCUAGACCUGCUCUUGGGCAGUGGGCGGCCCAAAGCUGUGCUCCAAGCUGUGGGGCAGCUAGUGCAAAAGGAACAGUGGGAGCGGGCUCUAGAGGCUGGUCUGGCCCUCAGCCCCUCCAGCCCCCUGCUUCGAAGUGAGAUCUUCAAACUGCUGUUGGCCGAGUUUGCCCGGCACCGCCGGCUUGAUGCUCACCUCCCCCUUCUUUGCCGCCUGUGCCCACCAGACCUAGCUCCAGCCGAGCUCCUGCUGCUCUUGCGGACACACCUCUCAGAUGAGGCGGAACCCCCCACCCCAUUCCCUGAGCCUGGGGCAGAGACCCCUCUCACUGUGGGCUUGCUCAGGGCCCUCCUGGAACAGACUGGGACUCACGGACGGCCUUCUGGCCCAGUUCUAAGCCUAUAUGAGGACAUUUUAUGGGACCCAGGCACUCCACCCCCCACCCCACCUCGGGGACCUAUGUCAGCUCUCCAGGCAUCAGACCACCCGGGCCUGGAGGUCUGGGCGUCAUCUGGGCAGGGCCUCUGUGUGACUGACACAAGCUAAAAAUAGCUUCUAGGACAUAGUGAUCAGAGAAAGGUGCCUCAUAGCUGGAGGGGGCCAGGGUG
Messenger RNA from Sus scrofa (pig), 2552 nucleotides. RefSeq names its product HPS6 biogenesis of lysosomal organelles complex 2 subunit 3 (gene HPS6). Gene Ontology annotation, biological process: organelle organization; lysosome localization; protein localization to membrane. The record is from RefSeq and is marked provisional. Lineage: Eukaryota; Metazoa; Chordata; Mammalia; Artiodactyla; Suidae. Gene Ontology annotation, cellular component: BLOC-2 complex; lysosomal membrane.